AUGAUCUGGAGUAAUUUUGUCUGGAGAAUAAUCAUUUUUUCUGUUGCUGGACUUGGCAUCGGAGGGAAUUUCUUUUUGUUUGCAAAGCAUGUGUACGCUUCUGUCAUGGGCCUCAAGAAGAAACCCAUGGAUUUUAUUAUCAUCCAACUCACUCUUAGUAAUGCAAUAACACUCUGGGCCUCUGGAAUAUUAGAUAUAAGACUGCCUUUCCAUUUUAAUGACUACUCAGGUAGUGUUGUUUGUAAAAUUGUGGUUUAUCUGGGAAGGGUGGCCAGGGGCCUUUCCAUCUGCACCUCCUGUCUCUUCAGCAUGGUCCAGGCCAUCACCAUCAGUCCCAGAACCGUGCUCUGGGGCAAGCUCAAACCACAGUCCCCAUGGCAAGUUCUUACGUCUCUUCUGCUCUUUUGGAUCAUUAACUUUCUGAUAAGCUCCAACUUGCUGCACUAUGUCACAUCAGUCAGCAGCAUGAACAGAUCUGCAGUUGGAAUGUAUCUCAGGCACUGUUACAUGAUACGAUCUAAGCAAAUCAUCAGGUGGCUUUUCCUCUCUCUCAUGGCUCUUCGGGAUGUCAUCUUCCAGAGUCUCAUGGGCUGGAGCAGUGGGCACAUGGCUUUCUGUCUGUAUGAGCAUCGCAAGCGUGUGCUCUACCUGCACAGCUCCAGGUUGGCAAAGAAUUCCAGCCCAGAAAUCAGAGCUACCAUAAGAAUUCUCAUUCUCAUGAUCUGCUUCCUUUUUUUUUAUUGGGCUGAUUUCAUUUUCUCCUUCUACAUAGGUUCUGUCUUAGCACCUGACUCCAUGAUAUUGAAUAUUAAAGUAUUUCUAGGCCUGGGCUAUGCCAGUCUCAGCCCCUUUGUGUUGAUCAGCAGAGAUGUCAGCAAGGUUAAAUAUUGCCACAGUCACUGA
Fukomys damarensis (Damara mole-rat) is the source of this 903-nucleotide messenger RNA. Its product is annotated as putative vomeronasal receptor-like protein 4. Gene Ontology annotation, molecular function: pheromone receptor activity. The transcript has a single exon. Lineage: Eukaryota; Metazoa; Chordata; Mammalia; Rodentia; Bathyergidae. Gene Ontology annotation, cellular component: membrane. The coding region runs from base 1 to 903 and encodes 300 amino acids. Gene Ontology annotation, biological process: G protein-coupled receptor signaling pathway. The record is from RefSeq and is a predicted model, not a curated record.